AUUUGUCAAUGUGUACGCAACACUGCCGUAUAUGACCAACUCUUGAAUUCAGUGUAUUAAUCAGGUCCCAUAUCUUAUUUUGUUGCAAAGUUCAAAGUCCUUGAGAUAUUCUGGCAUUGCUGGUUAAUACACACACUUGGAUCUGUUGGACUCCUUUAUACAUAAAUAGUAAGAAAUGCCUGAAGAGAACGGAGUAAGCAAUGGCUUUGACUAUGACUUUGAUCCUGCCUUUGAGGGAGCUGGCGUUGAAGAAGGCCUUACAACAUGGCGCAUCGAGGAUAUGAAGGUAGUUAAGCAGGAUCCUUCCAUGAAUGGCAAGUUCUUUGAUGGCGACUCCUACAUCGUUUUAUCUACAAAGGGCUCAAGAACUAAGACCUAUACAACAUCGUGAAGUCCAGGAUCACGAGUCUAAACUGUUCCUCUCAUAUUACAAAGCUGGUAUCAGGUACCUUAAAGGAGGUGUGAAAUCAGGACUAAGCUCUGUUAGUGACAUUAAGUUCAAGAAGAAACUUCUACAAGUGAAGGGCAAGAGGAACGUUAGAGUCAGAGAGGUUCCUUGUAAGUGUGCGUCCCUAACAAAGAACGAUGUUUUCAUACUCGACUGUGGUCAGGAGAUCUGGGUAUGGAUUGGUCCUAACAGUAACAGAAUGGAAAAACUUAAGGGCACAUUGGCGGCAAAAGCUAUUCGAGAUGACAGAGAUGGCAAAGCUAAAAUAUAUGUUGUCGAACAAAACUGGGAAUCAGACAAAAAGUUCUUUGAGGCGCUUGGUUCCAAAGACAAAGAAAUUAAAGCUGGAGACCCGGAUGAUCGCCACAACGAGAACGAGAGAGGACCCGAGAGUCAGUGCUGUCUCUAUCGAUGUUCAUUCGAUGACAAUCUGAAGAUUCAAGUAGAAGAAGUGGCUCAGAGACCCCUUAGUAAGGGGAUGCUCAAUUCAAAUUGCUGUUAUGUCUUGGACUCUGGUAUAGGUGGCGUCUGGGUAUGGACUGGCAAGAAAUGUUCAAUCGAUUUCAAGAAGUUUGUUUGGAAAAAUACAGAAGAAUUCCUAGACUACAGAGGCUAUCCAGACUGGACUCCAAUGACACGUGUGACAGAUGGCGGAGAAUCACCCCUAUUUAAACAAUACUUUGAGAUAUGGCAGGAUGACACCGACCAGAAGGGUUUAGGAGAUGUCAGCACAGUAAAUCAAGUAGCAGAGCAAUCAGAUGACAAUUUAGAUGGCGCUGACCUACAUAAAAUGACCAGACCAGCUACAUCUGAGGAUUACAUGCCCGAUGACGGCUCAGGGGAAAUCAAGAUAUACCGUAUCGAGGGUAAUGAUCUUGAAGAAAUCCCUAAAGAAUUACACGGCAUAUUCUUUGGUGGGGAUUGUUACAUAGUUGCAUAUAUGUACAAAGAUGAGUCUGGAAAAGAUAAAUACAUCAUAUACUUCUGGCAGGGCCAGAGAGCCACCACAGAGGAUAAGGCAGCCUCAGCCCUACAGACCAUUACCCUGGAUGAUCAUCUUGGAGGACAAGCCCUGCAGAUUCGUGUUGUGAUGAACAAAGAGCCUAAACAUUUUCUAAAGCUCUUCCAUGGCAGACUGGUUGUAUUCCAGAUUGGCCAAUCCAAGGGAUUCCGUAGCAUGAAAGACCAUGCUGCAUACAACCCCACAGCAAUGCUGUUUGAGAUUCGAGGCAAUGAACAGGACCUCACCAGAGCUUUACAGGUAGAAGACAGAGCGGCUUCCCUGAACAGUAAUAGUGUAUUUAUGCUGGACACCAAGGACAAGACUUACGUGUGGGUCGGAAAGAAUGCCAAUGACAGUGAGAAAGAAAUGGCUCAAUUGUGUUGUGAAUUUAUUGGAGAAAAAGAACCAGAGGUCAUCGUGGAAGGAGAGGAAUCAUUUAGAUUCUGGGACGCUAUAGGGGGACAAGAGGAGUACUAUAAGGGGCCACCUAUCAAAGAUUCCAACUAUAUCCCUCCCAGAUUGUUCCACUGUUCUAUCAGCUCAGGGAAAUUCACUGUGGAGGAAAUAUUUGACUUCCAACAACAGGAUUUGGAUGAAGAUGAUGUAAUGAUUCUCGAUGCCUAUACUGAGGUAUUUGUGUGGAUUGGACAGAAUUCUGCUGAAGUUGAGAAGUUGGGAGCAUACAAAACUGCUAUUGAAUACAUUGAGAGUGACCCCUCAGGAAGAACAAAAGACAAUACCAUGAUUGUUGUUGUACGCCAAGGCUGCGAACCUCCAUUCUUUACAGGGCAUUUCCAUGGCUGGGACGCGGAAAUCUGGAGUAAAGGUCUGACGUGGGAACAGUUGGUGGCUCAAGUUGGCGAGGAGAAUGCUGGAGUAUCUUUGGUAGAAGAGGAGGUUGAAAAGUAUUUUAAACCAUACUCCUACAAAGAACUUCUAAGAAGCCCACCUCCAGAGGGAGUUGAUCCAACAUGUAAAGAGCAAUACUUAAGUGAAGAAGAAUUUCUUGAAGUGUUUGGCAUGGCAAGAGCCGACUAUGAGAAGAUGCCGAAAUGGAAACAAAUCAAUUUGAAAAAGUCAACAAAACUUUUUUAACAGCACAUACACAUAAGCAAGAACUAAACAUGACAGUAUUACACGAAGGAGUAUUCUUGGAACAUUAUGUUUUGGCAUUU
Messenger RNA from Owenia fusiformis, 2626 nucleotides. Lineage: Eukaryota; Metazoa; Annelida; Polychaeta; Sabellida; Oweniidae. The record is from the annotation of a GenBank genome assembly.